AUCAAUGUGGGGUAGUCGGUCGUUUGAGGUACAAGUGUCAUUUGUUGACAACACCACCAAACCCAUAUGUGCAUCCAGGGAAUAGAUAUGAUAUAACCACACCCACUGGACCCCUGGGACCAGAAGGAUCACAGGUAAGAUUUCAUAGAAGGGAGGAACCUUAUGGAAAUAUGAAUAGUCAGGAUACUGGUGGGAAAAGAAUAGAUGAGGUAAAUGGAGGAAAAGAACAGGAGUAUGCCCUGCCUGACGAAAUGAAUGUAGCAAAGGCAAGCCCAAUCACACAGGGUCAUUCGUCAGUCCUGAUGGGUAUGGUAGUAGAACUAGUUAGUGAGAGGGUGGAAGGACGGCAAAGUGGAAAGGGAGAGGAUGAGAUUCAGAGGAGUUUGUCAGCUAACUGGAACCAGGGUAUAAUUAUUCAAGAUAUGCCUGACUUGAAGGUGGAACUAGCAGAGGAGUUUGUCAGGGAAUUGAUAGGAAGUGAGAGGGCAUAUGGGAAUAGACUUAGUCAUGAGGAACCAGAAGUUAUGGCUGGUGAAAGAGCCUGGUUACGAAGUCAGCUUACCGAAUCAUCUGGUUCUCAGGAGCCAGGACAUCACUGGACCCAGUGGUUGAUCAGAAGAGAAUGAAAAAGCAUCUGUCACAAAGGAAAGUAGUACAUCCGCCGAUAAGAUUGAUGGCAGGAGAGACAGGGUUUGAGUUUGUCGCAGGCUUUCGUGACAGACAGGUGACGGGUCUUACCUGGGGGCAAUUUUUCAACCUUUCUCCAGAAGGCAAAUGUCAGUUUGUUCGACUUAUGGUACAAGAGAC
Molecule: messenger RNA, 807 nt
Organism: Choiromyces venosus 120613-1
Lineage: Eukaryota; Fungi; Ascomycota; Pezizomycetes; Pezizales; Tuberaceae
Source: the annotation of a GenBank genome assembly